This is a messenger RNA of Diuraphis noxia (Russian wheat aphid), 415 nucleotides long. It is a transcript of the gene TfIIA-S, whose product is annotated as general transcription factor IIA subunit 2. Gene Ontology annotation, cellular component: transcription factor TFIIA complex. The record is from RefSeq and is a predicted model, not a curated record. NCBI's taxonomy places the organism in Eukaryota, Metazoa, Arthropoda, Insecta, Hemiptera, Aphididae. Gene Ontology annotation, biological process: transcription initiation at RNA polymerase II promoter.
AUACUAGAUAAUAAUAUUGGUUCGACAUUUUUGUUUGGUACUCGGCUACACGGGUUCUUAAAUUCUUAAUUUCGUAUUGUCACUUGUCGGUAGCUUGGCUUCGAUUGAUCAUUAAAUUGAAAUUAAAUAUCUAUGUCACGGCUUUGAAUUGUAGUCCGUCGACCAACACCGCAUUUCUCCGACAACCGAGGCGUCUUUUCGUGCCAACAUGUCUUAUCAACUGUACAGAAACACAACUCUGGGAAAUACUCUUCAAGAGAGCAUUGACGAAAUGAUUCAGUAUGGUCAAAUAACACCUGCUCUUGGCAUGAAAAUCCUGCUGCAGUUUGAUAAGUCUGUAAACAAUUCAUUGGCCACACGUGUAAAGUCUAAAAUUACAUUUAAGGUAAAUUUUUUUUAAUUAAGAACUUUAAAU